Bufo gargarizans (Asiatic toad) is the source of this 1995-nucleotide messenger RNA. It is a transcript of the gene NOL9, whose product is annotated as nucleolar protein 9. The coding region runs from base 57 to 1952 and encodes 631 amino acids. The transcript is spliced from 12 exons. NCBI's taxonomy places the organism in Eukaryota, Metazoa, Chordata, Amphibia, Anura, Bufonidae. The record is from RefSeq and is a predicted model, not a curated record. Gene Ontology annotation, molecular function: polynucleotide 5'-hydroxyl-kinase activity. Gene Ontology annotation, cellular component: nucleus. Gene Ontology annotation, biological process: cleavage in ITS2 between 5.8S rRNA and LSU-rRNA of tricistronic rRNA transcript (SSU-rRNA, 5.8S rRNA, LSU-rRNA).
UAUUCAAACCUGUUCUUGUGGCGCCGCUGUUCACAGGUCACAGGAAAAUCUCCGCUAUGAAGCAGCGGACUGUCAGCGCCCGCCCGGGACCUUCAUAUAAAACCCGACCUGGAAAGAGCGGGUCCGUCAAGAGUAGAAAUGCUUUGUCUGAACGCUGUAAACUGGCAGCUGCCUCUGAAUCAAGCAAGUCCGGGCCCAGCACCGCCAUUGAGGAGAGCCGGGAGCAUGGCGCUCUGCUGGUGGAGGAGGGGAUGUGUGUGACCCUGCUGCAGCCUGGAGAGAAAUUGACUUUCGUAGGUAAAUGUGUCCUGACCUGCUUGUAUGGCAGUGUAAAAGUGCUCGGCCUGACGAUCAACUCGAGCAAAAUACCUUAUGAGCUGUUUUCACCGAAAACUCAUGCACCUCUGGCCAUCGAAGGGCUAAAGCAAAAGAAGUGUAAAACGCGUAAGGAGAUCCGAAUGGAGGCGCGGAUGCUGCUGCGCGGAUACUUGUCCUUAGAUUGCAGACGGGCGGUAAUGAAAAACUUUAAAUCAUCCUGUGCCAUCCUGCUGCUUGAACGUUUGGAGGAUCCUGCUGUUAACUACAUUUUGAGUCACCCAGAAUAUGCCAACAUCUUUGGCAAAGAAGUGAAGAGGACACAUUCUUCUGCAGUGAGUGAUCCAGUUCUAAAUUCUAUAGGGGUUCAUGGUUGUGAUCCAGACACGGCUGUGACUAUGUCGGAGGAAGUGGUGUCAGCAGCCCAGCAAUUAGUCAGCGCCUGCCUUGAGGAAGACAACGGCUGCCCCAUUAUUCUUGUUUGUGGCCCCAAAAAUGUUGGAAAGUCAACAUUCAACAGAUAUCUCAUCAACCAGCUUCUACAGCACAUCCCCUGCGUUGAAUACUUGGACUGUGACCUGGGGCAGACUGAAUUUACACCUCCUGGUUGUGUCUCAUUGUUAAGCAUUACUAAGCCUGUUCUUGGACCUCCCUAUACUCAGCAGCGGGACCCUCACAAAAUGGUUUACUUUGGAGAGACCUCCUGUGAACAGGACAUGGAGCGGUUUGUCGAGUCGCUAAAAUACGUCAUAACAAGUUAUAAGAGAGACCAACCGCUCAUCAUCAAUACCAUGGGAUGGGUUAAAGGAUUCGGAUUGUUGCUGUUGAUCGACUUAAUACGUCUACUUUGUCCAAGUCAUAUAGUCCAAAUGACCCUCAAAGACAAAAAUUUGAUGGAGCCACUGACGCCUGAAUAUGUCAGGAACUCAGCAGGUUUUAUGACAAAAGCUCAGUCACAGGCUCAGUGCAAAAACCGAAGCAUGGAUUUCAUAGAUGAAGAGGAGCAGGACUACAGUGACCAGCUUCAUUCCCGAGCAUCCGGGGUUCAUCAUCUCAUUCAGAUCGAGAGCAGCUUUGACGGAGCAGGAGAUACUGACAACAUACCUUGCCAUAACUGGAUCCUGCGUGACCUCGCGAUGUUGGGGUAUAUCAGUAAAUUGCAGCAGUUUGAUCCAGACCAGAUAAUCCCAUUGAAUGGGCUCUUACCUUAUGAGGUGCCUUUUAAUGCGGUCGCUCUUCGGGUGAUCCAUGCAGAUGUGUCUCCAUCUCACAUCAUGUAUUCCGCUAAUGCCAGCUGGGUUGGCCUCUGCCACAUUCUGGAUGACGUCAGCAGUCAGGACAGCGGUCCUGUUCUAUUAACGCAGACUCCAAUCUGCGACUGCGUGGGAUUCGGUAUUAUCCGGGGAGUUAAUUUGGUCAAAAAGGUCUACCACAUUCUUACCCCUUUGCCACCUGAUACUCUUCGAUGGGUCAAUUGUUUGCUCAUAGGCAACAUAUCUGUACCACACAGCAUCUUCAAGCAUCAGCCCGGAGUACAGGGAGACCUCCCCUAUGUAACCACAGAAUAUGACUUCACAAUAUACGGAUCUGGGAAAAUAAAGCUGAAUAAACAUCUGAAAAGACGGGAACAUCUAUAAAAAAAAUAAAAAUUAUAAUCCUUCAUACUUUUUUAUUUAAUUG